Messenger RNA from Orussus abietinus, 6150 nucleotides. Its product is annotated as RNA-binding protein 45. NCBI's taxonomy places the organism in Eukaryota, Metazoa, Arthropoda, Insecta, Hymenoptera, Orussidae. The record is from RefSeq and is a predicted model, not a curated record. The transcript has 6 exons. Bases 34 to 1497 code for a protein of 487 amino acids. Gene Ontology annotation, molecular function: RNA binding.
CGCUACGCGACGUUCGCUUAUUCCAUUUCCAAGAUGGCGGACCACAGAGAACGGGAUUCAUACUACUCGCAAACGGAUCCGCGUUCGAAGAAUGACGACCCACCAAAUUCCCGGUUAUUUGUCAUCUGCCACAAGAACCUGGAGGAGGAUGAUCUCAGGAAGGCUUUCGAGAAGUUCGGCAAGAUCGAAGACAUCUGGGUGGUCAAGGAUCGCAACACCGGGGAAAAUAAAGGUGUUACAUACAUUAAAUUCUCAAAGACAUCGGAAGCAGCAUUUGCUCUGGAAGAGAUGAAUGGGAAAAUGCUGGGCUGUGUUGGACGGCCCAUUAAAGUGAUGAUAGCCUCAAACCGCGAUCAAGGUUCGGUUCGUGAAACAAAUGAAGAGGAACGGUGGGUUCGUCUGUUUUGUGUUCUCCCUAAAUCGAUGACAGAUGGCGAGCUUCAGCAAGAGUUUUCCAAGUUUGGAGCGAUUGAAUAUGCAACCGUAGUUAAGGACAGAAAUACCAACGAAUCAAAGGGAUUUGGAUAUGUGAAGUUCAGGAAAGUAUCCAGUGCAGCCAAGGCGUUCGAAGAGUGCGACAGGAAAUAUAAAGCAGUAUUUGCUGAGCCGAAGAAGCCAAAGCCUGAGCAUACAGAGGCAAAGUACAGUAAUGGUUUGUCCGUACCAUAUGACAAUAUCGGAGGAGCAUAUACAUCUUCGAGUUUUGGAAAAAGUAGCGUCAAUUUGGAGAUCGCCACAAAUUAUCCAAACACAGAAGGUUAUACGAGGCUUCAAGUCAUUGCACACCCGGCGUUAAACCAGGAUCAGUUAUGGAGACUGUUCGAUAUCGUUCCUGGAUUGGAUUAUUGUCACUUGAAGACUGAUGUGCGCUAUCGAAUGCCCAGAGGUCAGGCUACAGUCGUCUAUUCAAAUCCCAGUGCAGCCGCAUAUGCGAGAGAGAAAUUUCAUGGUUUCGAAUAUCCUCCCGGUCACAGAAUGAUCGUCAAGCCAGACUUGACUGGUGCUGCACCUCUUCCAAAGUCUGUUUCGAAACCUACCAGUUCUAGUAUAGCAGGUCUUCCUAGAACGGAUUUGGCACAUCUAGCAGAAACCAUCGCACAAGCUACAUCCCUUAUACAGGCUGCAGGACUGACAGCACCAAGCUCACUGGGUGUUGAACAAAAUCUGGGCAUCAAACUACCUCCGGUGCAACCAAUGGCGAGCAUCGACGCCGAGGUUGCGAAGAGGUGCUUUAUUGUGUGUGGACCACCUGUUCCACCAAUCUAUGCAAUGAAGGAUGCAUUCUCUAGGUUUGGUAACCUAAUUGAUGUUUACAUGCUCCCUGGGAAAAAUUGUGGAUACGCGAAGUAUGCUUCUGUGGAAAGCGCGAAUAAAGCUAUCGAGGUUUUACAUGGGCAGGAGAUUUGUGGGUCUCGGUUGAAGGUGUUGGAGGCCGAAGAACGUAACGUGGGCGAGGAUCGGAGAAAGCGCUUACGUAUGGACGAGGACGAGCAUUAAAUUCCGGUUUCGUGUAUUACGUAAACUGACUGGUAUACACAAGCUGGACGCACGCAACAAAAGAGACGAAUUUUAAGACUCACUUGACCACGUUGGGCCUGCAUCCAAAGGAAACUCCAACUACUUUUAACUAUCGUUUACGUUUGAAACAUCAACGUUACUGAAACCUUAACGAUACCUCCCUUACUUAUUACACUUACAACAUCUUCACGCAACUCAUUCUUUGAACAGGCCUGUGCGAAGAGUGAUAUCUUCAAAGUAUAUAUACAUAUAUAUACAUAUAUAUAUGUGUGUAUAUAUAUAUAUCAAAUAUCCACGUGAGACUGCGUCGAUAUCGGAGUCUGAUUUAAUCCCAGUUAACUUUUAAGAGUCCAGUAAAGUCAGAUCGGCAAUAUUGAAUAUUAACGUCAGAAAUGAGGAAAUCGGGUAAAGUUCCUAAUCGAUGUUCUACAAAGCGAAUGACAUUUGCCAAUGAAUAGUACGACAGGAAGGAAUUUAUUAUUAUUGGUAUUAACGAAAAGUGUCAGUCGAUUAGUUGAUAACGGGUCUUGCACUGCGAAAUGAGAUAUCACUCACCGAAAAUUGGCCCGUUGACGAGAUUAGGUCCGAUAAUUCGGCAAUGAACACUGUCAAUCACAAACACGGACCAGCUGACAUGUUUUAUGCAUCCACUGGUUACUAUAGCUUCUUUAUUUCGACGAAUACGUGAAAAAUGUGAAAUCUUUAAGUACUGAUUGGGAAUUUCACGCGAUUGCCUCGCUUCUGACGUCAAAAACAAAACAAAAAAAAAGAGCCGACUUGGCUUUACCGGACCCUUAACCAAGCCACGGCGGAAACUGUGCAUGCGACAUCCGCGUUUGUUCGUAAAUAUACGCAAUCGCUGCGUCUAAAGUAGAUAAAGAGAGAGAGAGAGAGAGAGAGAGAGAGAGUGUGAAAGAGAGAAAACAUGAAACAAGGAAUGACGAGAAUUACCGCGUAGAUAUUUUUGUAUUUUUAAAAUUAAACGGGACUUAAAAUCCAAGGCCACUCGCCGGAGUCCCUUCGUACUACGUGCACAUUUACAUUUCGGAUAGAUCAUUCUUGACAGCCGUUCGUCGGUAAUCUGAAAUUUAGGGGGAAAAAAAAAGAAAGAAAGAAAUCAUCGAAUCGAUUCGCAUUACGAGAGGUAUCGCCGACGACACCUCCCGGACUAGCGACAGUAUGUGCCAACGGAGAUUACUUUAAGUACGUUGACGUAAUUCGACGCGCUCUCGACAUGUUUGUGAAACAAUGUUAGACUUACGAGUAACGAUUAGCCGCGAGAGUUUGGGAGCUCAUCGAAUGAACCUCACCAAGUGUACUAUUCGCACAGGCUUCGUGUUCAUUCUGUGCCGUAGCAUUAGCACUUGUUAUAUUUUUUAUUAUUUCUCGGUCGAUCCAUGAUUCGCGGUUCUGCCUGUUUUUUUUUUUUUUUUUUUUUAAAAGAAGCCGAGAUCAAGUCGCGACGUUCCACGUUCAAGUUAUCGAUGCUCUGAUAACCGAUUGCAUGCCAAGGAUGUGGUUGCUGAUCGACUCGCGUUCCAAAGCAAGGAUCGUCCCCGUCGUUGGAUGUCGAGUACCCUUUUUUUUUCUUUUUUUUUUUUCCAUUAUGGUGUGGUCUCGUUAAGACCGAUUCAGACAUGUUCGCGCCUCGUCCGUGCAGGAUGUUCAAAAGAUAUAGAAUGUUCAAAGGGAACAGGAUGUUCUUACACGGCGGUUACUGUAUGCCGAGUCACUUAGAAGAUUGGAUUUUACAGUCGAGGGAUUUCACUAAUUUCGUUGAUUUCGUUAAUUUCACUUAUUUGCAUUUUAUGCAAAAAGCGCAAGUGGAUCCAUGAAAUUUGUAAAGGAAGAAAGAAAAAUGUAGAAUGUUGUUCAAGGAGCUUAUAGAUGGUGAAAGUAAAUUCUGUCGAUACUUCGGGAUGUUUUAAUGGUUAUUUAAUGUAGGACGGAGUACGGUGCAAAAUUCCCGCAAUUUUGUACGGUAUUUAGGUAGAAUAAUUGCCAUAUUAAUUAAUGAAUCGAGUUUAUCAAACGAUUAACAAGAGACAUUUAAUGGGCAUUUCGUUGUCCAAGAUUGAAUGACGAGUUUGGUUAAAUAAAUCGAUUUUAGUUAUACACAAUUCACGAUUGCAUGCAGAAAUGCAAAAAAACCCGCUAAGUAAAAUUGCGGGUAUUUCUCGCCGCAUAUUGUAUUAAAAAGAAAAAAUAAAUAAAUAAAAUAAAAUUGAAAUGGAACAGGAAUAUUUUGGGGAGAACUAGGAAGCAUAAAAGCAUGAAUUCAGUCGUAGAAAAGAUGCUGUACCGUAAAAUUAUCGACUCAGAUCAGUGUCGGCGCACUGACACUGACACGGACGGAUACGGAUACUGAACGAAUACGGAAAUGUACGAAUACUCAUAGAGCUUAAAGACAUGGAUGAGACGAUCUAAAAGAGAUUGUCAAAAGGUUAGACGGUAUCUUUUGUCGAAACUUUUCCUAAAAUUAUUACUGCGCAAGUGUAGAGUACGUCAUAGCCAUAUUCAUGCCGUCGCUUAAACUUCCUUUGUCAAAAGAUUUCAAUCGCAGCCUACUUCCGGAAAAGUUUAGAGAAAGAUGAUUUCUCUUAGGAUACUUGAACGUAUACAUGUACUAUUGUAUAUUAUUGCAUUGCUCUCUCCAUUUUUUAUAAACUCUGUGGGAAUAUUUUAAUUCUUUGACUGCUGAAGACGUAUGUUUACGUCUACUGUUUGGUCCAUUAUUGCCUGUAUACGCUGGGGAAUUUCGCCCAUACGUCAAAGGGGCUUUGCAGUCAAAGGGCUAAUAAAAAUAUGAGAUGUUUCCAUCCUCACGGACACGUCACGGAUAUGCUGAAUCGGACUUUAUGUUACAUCUCGGCGAUCCACGUUUUAGCUAUACGUACACAACGACUCGCGCACCGCGAAUGUCUGCGGCACGCGAUAUUUAACUGGACAUUAGCGAUAGCAUGAAUUUUAUAUAUAGUUACAGUACUCCGAUAUGUCGAACGAACGGUGUCUAGUGUGUAAUGGUGUACCCGCGGGAUCGUUAAGUACGCCUUGAUAUUUAUAAUUAAAUUAAUUUGUCCCCGCGUUAAGGGUCGUACAUCGCGUAGAAAAAAAAAGGGCCAUUUACAUUUUUAGCAAAGGACAGCAUUGCCGAUAAUGUUUUGCGCUUACUACAGGAAUAAUCGCAACAAUGAAAAUGUUUGCAAUUGUAUCGAAUAGUAGUCGUAACCAGUGGGGAGCUUUUUUUUAAAGAAAAUGCCUGCUAAAUUGGCAAAUGAAUUUGCUGCAUCUGCCAAAAAGAAAAUAUUGUCGUCACUAUUCAAAGGAAUGGGUGAUAGGGAAUUUGUUGUUCCUAGAAAAGAAUAUUGCAACUAUGAAUAGAAUUUUUUCUGCCCCCAUAACUUAUGGCGUUUUGGGAUAGAAUUUCAUGUGGGAUUUUCUUUUUUUUCCCGUUCUGUCUGAAUGCUAAUUUUGCACUACGUGGGUUUUAUUGCUACAUGUCUGCAGUACUCUUGCGCUAAGUCGAUUGCGAAUAAUACUUUAAGGGGAGAAUUGAGAUAAUGAGUCAUUAAUGAAUGUUGACGACGUAAAUGCCCAUAAAUUGCGCCGUUUGAAUUAUGUUGGAAGGCACGGCUUGCUUUUAGACUGGGUUCUCGGGGUUCUUUGAGGUUUUUCCUGGACAUGCGACUACCAGGGUGUUCAGGAAUUGUCUUGACGUCGUCUUCGAGGUCCUGGGUCUUAUGAUCCCGAGGGUACGCACAUGGUAUAUGUGAUGUCGCGUGUACAUCAGGCCGCACGUAAAAAACGCACACAGCAAGCACGCUGCAAGUGCUUCAAGAAGCAUUGAAUGAAACUUCAGGGUGUCCCAUUUUAUGAACCGAGGAUUUAACCGAAGAAUGUUUCAUAUAAAGUUUCUUUGUUUCGAGGGCGAAGAGUAGGAAGAAGAUAAAGGAAAAUGUAGGAUUUACAAUGAUGAUGUUACAUUAAGCAAUAUUUCAUCUUUCUUUGCUUUUAAUAAAUUUUUUUUUUCCUUAAGUUGCUUGCUUGGAGUCCUAUUUUUAAGGGGUCUAAUAUGGUUGACUCGCUUGAAAAAUUAAACGGCUCGAAUAAUUACUGUAAUUUUUAUUUAACAUAUUCUUUCCGUGGAAAUAAUUCCUUUUUCGAAAGGGGAACAACGUGCCCUAAGUCACUUACGACGAUUUGGCCUUGAAAUUUGGGAAAACAGUAUUGAAGGAGAAAUGGUUCCUCUAAAAGUUAUGGGGUUUCUAACAAGAAAUUUGAAAAAUAAAGGGUGUCAUUAAAAAAAAAUAAGAGGUUUACUUUAAUAUCAUCAUUGGGAGUAUUACACUUUCCUUGGUAUUAUUUCCAUUGUUCCCCCUCGAAGUCACACAAUUUUAAGGCAAAACAUUCUUUAAAUAUACCCUGAGGCCUGUACUCAAAUCUCUUUUAAAAGACUAUUAUCUGUAGACUUUAAACGGCUAAAGGACGUCUUUCAGCGCUAAAAUUGAGGCAUGAGCACGAACGUAGACAAAAGACAUCAUUUAAUGCUAAAAUUCAAGUACAAGCACGAACCAUAAUUCUCAGAAUACUCUUAACGAGUCCUUAAAAAUGGGCCACUCUGUAUAUAUAUAU